AUGGCCAGCCCCGAAGAGCCACUCGCUCCCCGCCCCCAGGCCCCCCUGCCCGCGGCGGGGGACGAGCCCGGCUCCGGCAAACUCCGCCCGGAGCCCGGGCGCAGCGCCGCCGGCGGGAGGAGCGCAGCGGGCCCGGGCCCGGCCCCUGAGCCGCCUGGCCGCGGCCCGGCCGAGCGCGCCUGGUCCCCGCGCCCGCCCCCCUCUUCCGCUGGCCGCGCCAGCCCCCCGGGGGGCCCCGGCGCCCUGUCUGCGCGCGGCGGCGGGGGCGGCUGGGUCGCAGCGCGCGCUCCCUUCGCGCUCGCCUUCUCCUCCCCGGUCCGCGCCUCCGCUCCAUCUUCCUUUUACUUCUGGCCGCCGCCCCCCCAACCCCCGCCUUCUCUUCUCCCCUCCUCAUCUGCCUUCCACCUCCCCGCGCGUCUCCCAGGAAGGGAGGGCGCAGCGGCGGCGGCGGCGGCGGCCCGAGGAGGCGGCGGCGAUGCUGGCGGCGGCAGAGGACAAGAGGCGGCUCCUCUGAGCGUCCCCCCCAGCAGGAGUCACCGCGGCGGCGGCGGGCGGCGGCGGCUCUUCCUCUCCCCCGCGCUCCGGGGCUUGCUGCUCUCGGCCCGUGCCGGGCCCCGGCCGCCGCCGCCGCCGCCCCGGCUCCCGUUCGGCCCGGCCGCCCCCCGCGCGGGCUCCCGCGGCUUCCCGGGUGCCGGCGGGGGCUGCCUCGCUCACGGUCCCGGUCCCAGCCCGGGCGGCGGCGGCCGAACGACGCGGCGGCCCCGAGGCCCCGGCGCCGCGCUCGCCGCCGCGUUCCCGCUGCUCUUCGGCUCCGACAUGGAAGAUGGACCUUCUAAUAAUGCGAGCUGCUUCCGAAGGCUGACGGAGUGUUUCCUGAGCCCCAAUUUGACAGAUGAAAAAGUGAAGGCCUAUCUUUCUCUCCACCCUCAGGUAUUAGAUGAAUUUGUGUCUGAAAGCGUUAGUGCAGAGACUGUAGAAAAAUGGCUGAAGCGGAAAAACAAGAAAUCAGAAGAUGAAUCAGCUCCUAAGGAAGUCAGCAGGUAUCAAGAUACAAAUAUGCAAGGAGUUGUGUAUGAACUAAACAGCUAUAUAGAACAACGGCUGGAUACAGGAGGUGACAACCAGCUACUCCUCUAUGAAUUGAGUAGCAUCAUCAAAAUUGCCACGAAAGCUGAUGGAUUUGCACUAUAUUUCCUGGGAGAGUGCAACAACAGCCUUUGUGUGUUUAUCCCGCCUGGAAUCAAGGAAGGAAAACCCAAGCUCAUCCCCGCGGGUCCCAUCGCCCAGGGCACCACCACCUCCGCCUACGUGGCCAAGUCCAGAAAAACGUUGCUGGUGGAAGACAUCCUCGGGGAUGAACGGUUUCCAAGAGGUACAGGGCUGGAAUCGGGGACGCGGAUCCAGUCCGUUCUGUGCUUGCCGAUCGUCACCGCGAUCGGGGACUUGAUCGGCAUCCUGGAGCUCUACCGGCACUGGGGCAAGGAAGCCUUCCGCCUGAGUCACCAGGAGGUUGCAACAGCAAAUCUUGCCUGGGCUUCAGUAGCAAUACAUCAGGUGCAGGUAUGCAGAGGUCUUGCCAAACAGACUGAACUGAAUGACUUUCUACUCGACGUAUCAAAAACGUAUUUUGAUAACAUAGUUGCAAUAGAUUCUCUACUUGAACACAUAAUGAUAUAUGCAAAAAACCUGGUGAAUGCCGACCGUUGUGCCCUUUUCCAGGUAGACCAUAAGAACCAGGAGUUAUAUUCAGACCUUUUUGAUAUUGGAGAGGAAAAGGAAGGGAAGCCCGUCUUCAAGAAGACCAAGGAGAUCAGGUUUUCAAUCGAGAAGGGAAUCGCUGGCCAAGUAGCAAGAACCGGGGAAGUUCUGAACAUUCCAGAUGCCUACGCAGACCCGCGCUUUAACAGAGAAGUGGACCUGUACACGGGCUACACGACCCGGAACAUCCUGUGCAUGCCGAUCGUCAGCCGGGGCAGCGUCAUCGGCGUGGUGCAGAUGGUCAACAAGCUCAGCGGCAGCGCCUUCUCCAAGACGGACGAGAACAACUUCAAGAUGUUUGCUGUCUUCUGUGCUUUAGCCUUACACUGUGCCAAUAUGUACCACAGGAUCCGGCACUCGGAGUGCAUCUACAGGGUCACCAUGGAGAAGCUGUCCUACCACAGCAUCUGCACCGCGGAGGAGUGGCAAGGCCUCAUGCACUUCAGCCUGCCCGGCCGGCUGUGCAAAGAGAUCGAGCUGUUCCACUUUGAUGUCGGCCCCUUUGAAAACAUGUGGCCUGGAAUUUUCGUGUACAUGAUCCACCGAUCCUGUGGGACAGCGUGCUUCGAGCUGGAGAAGCUGUGUCGUUUCAUCAUGUCCGUGAAGAAGAACUACCGCCGGGUCCCUUACCACAACUGGAAGCACGCGGUGACGGUGGCGCACUGCAUGUACGCCAUUCUGCAGAGCAACCACGGGCUCUUCACCGACCUCGAGCGCAAAGGCCUGCUCAUCGCAUGUCUGUGCCAUGACCUGGACCACCGCGGCUUCAGUAACAGCUACCUGCAGAAGUUCGACCACCCGCUGGCCGCGCUCUACUCCACGUCCACCAUGGAGCAACACCACUUCUCCCAGACCGUGUCCAUCCUGCAGUUGGAAGGGCACAACAUCUUCUCCACUCUGAGCUCCAGCGAAUACGAGCAGGUACUUGAGAUCAUCCGCAAAGCCAUCAUCGCCACAGACCUCGCUCUGUACUUCGGGAACCGGAAGCAGCUGGAGGAGAUGUACCAGACCGGAUCGCUGAACCUUAAUAACCAAUCACAUAGAGACCGUGUCAUCGGUUUGAUGAUGACCGCCUGUGAUCUUUGUUCUGUGACAAAGCUGUGGCCAGUGACGAGACUGACGGCCAACGACAUAUAUGCAGAAUUCUGGGCGGAGGGCGAUGAAAUGAAGAAGCUGGGGAUACAGCCCAUUCCCAUGAUGGACAGAGACAAGAAGGACGAGGUCCCGCAAGGCCAGCUGGGGUUCUACAACGCCGUGGCCAUUCCCUGCUACACCACCCUCACCCAGAUCUUCCCCGCCACGGAGCCGCUCCUGAAGGCAUGCAGGAAUAACCUGAGCCAGUGGGAGAAGGUGAUCCGGGGCGAGGAGAGCGCCCUGGGGAUCCUGGACACACCAGAGGCCCAGGAGUCCUCGGAGAAGCUGCCCGUGAAGACCGAUGACUGAUGGCCCCCAGCGGGCCGUCCCACCUGGAGAUGCUCACCCUGCUUCUUUGACUUUUCUUCCUUUUAUUUUCGGGGGGAACCUACACCUGUUAACUGGGGUGCAGACCUCUUCAAGAAGGACCACCAAGUGAACACGUCCAGCAGAUGGCUCCCUGCCGCGUCCUCGACGGUGAUCGGCCAGGCCUGGAGACGCGCUACCCAGAGACGCCUCUUGACUUGUGACCUGGCCUUUUCUGAUGGGCUGCUAGGCAGAGGCCUUAAUGGAGACGGACGCUUAGAAGGGGGUACUUUUCCCGCUGUAUCUUUCUAGUGAGGGUUGAAACGGUACUAUGAUGACACUGCACUUUGGCUUCCACACCAGUGUUGCUUUCACGUUGUUGGCUAUAAAUAGGAGAUUUGACACGUCGCGCUUGUGGGUGUUCGUGUGUGACCUGAUUGUCGUUAGCGUGGAUCGUGGCAGACAGCCUCAGCCCGUGGCAUCGAGCUGACAGAGCAAGAAGCGUCUUUCUGCAAUCAUUGAUGGAAAAUAGUCAGACUUGGGUUCAGAGCCUUGUGAAUUAAAAAAAGUUAGGUGGACUAAAGCGUACUCUUCAAAUUUAUAUAAAGGGCUUAGAUGCAUAAAUUUAACACUAAAGGAAGUAGAUUUUCUAUCCUCUGGAGAAGAGAUGCAGCUAUACAUCAUAAUAAAUCUAAGAACUCCAAUAUCAAUUCUAAAGAUGUUAAGAGAAUUUUUUUUUAAUUUUUUUUUUCCUUUAUUGUAGUCUUGGCAAAUUUCCUAAACCCUUUACACAAAGAACAAAAUAAAAGCAAGGCAUACAAAUGUUUUUCAACGGACAAGUCUCAUGGAUGUAAAGUGUGAAUUUUUAAUUAUGCUUUUAUGUUUUCACUUGAUGUCACUGCAAAAUCUUAAACUCACAUUCAAAAAUGAAAGAUUUAUUCUACAGAUUAAUUAAGAGACCAUACAUUUCUCUUAAAAUCAAUUAAACCAUAAAAUCUAAGCCUUCUGGAAUCAUCACUCCGACCUGCUGCGUUCCUCUCCCACGUCCUGCCCUUGUCCGCCCGAUGGUCUUUCAGAAGCUCUCUGCCUGCGGCAGGGUGGCCAGAGGACUCGGCUGUAUCCGGGCCCAUCUCUGCCCUUUCUGUUCUGCUCAAGGUCGGACAUCCACAGAAAAGCCUGUGUCUGCAGAACUGCUUCUGUAUCAGUUUGGUAAGCUCAUAUUACUCUACAGUGUAAAUGUUCUGAAAGAAGUCUACAGACUUUAUAGUCAGCCCCUUCCUGCAGGGGUGAGAAGGCAGUCACUUCUGCUGCCUAUUAAUGCUUCACCUCCGAAGCUGCUGGUCCUGACCUGAAGGAAUUAGAGUCUCAGAAGUACUGAGUUGUCCCUGACAAGUGGCUUAUCCACCAUCCUCGUAAUAGGAAACUGAUAUAUUACUCUUCAUGAAAUAAAUUUUUUAAGAGAUUAUUUCACAUAUCCAAUACUGUAUACAUUGUUGUUCAUAUGAGCUUGGUUUUUGCAAAAAUUAUUAAAUCAGAUGUUUCUAAGCUAUGGUUGGUUUGUAGCAGAGUUAGCUAUACAUAAACAUCACUCUUAUUUUAAAAUUAGCAUUGUGUUCAGUUUCCUUACGGGCUUCUAACAGUGGCCAUCUUCCUUACUUGGAGCUGCAUUUGCCAUUAUAAUUUUACAAUAUGAGAUAAAAUGAAAUGACAGAGAAUGCCACUGUGGCUAGUGUCACACACACACACACACAUGGAUGUGUGCACCUGUGCACACAUGUACAUGCAUGUAGACAUACACACGGGAGAGAGAUGCAAACACAUCUUUGAGAAGUCAGAAUCAGCCCCAUUCUUCAAAAACAGUGAUUUUUUUCAUGUGGAAAAAUGUAUGUUGUUUGGUAUAAAGCUGACUAGAAAAAGCCCUCUUUCACAUUAGUGUGUUCAUAGAAUUGAAUUCUAAAAUGUUGCAUACAUCCAAACUUUCUACAUCCAAAUGUUUGAAACUGGACCCACGAGACUUAAUCAGGAGAGGGCCUUAGGUCAUCUAACUGAACCUGGAGACUGCAUUGCAAGGGGGAAGGAAAUACUAUUUAAGGCUGCUGUGUUAUUAAUGAGAUUUUAAAAGAAUGCGUGAAUUCUGCUUCUGGAAACAGAAAGCAUUCCUGGGGAGGGAAGCCUCUGGCUAUUUUUGCAUUUAAGGUUGCUGUUCUGACCCGAUUAGUACAGAAAAGUGUCUUAUUUCGACAUAGCCCAGUGUGUUACAUGAUGUGACCUGUGCUUUGAACAGUAGUUUCCCAAAGAAGUGUUUGUGGAUUUAUUGGUUGGUUAAUUUCUUGUGAAUCAUCAUAAUAGAAGCAAAGUUUGAACAAAGGACUUGUAUUCUAGGUAAAGGACUGUAUUCUAAGGUAAACUGUUAAUACUGCUUCCAUCAAGUGUAAGAUCGACUUGGGAAUCACAGAUUCACCCAAGAUGAAAGGUGCCUCGGAUGCAGGGAUGUUUAGUUAACAAUCUGUUGUGGAAAACACACAGUUGGGAGUAGUUUGUAUUUCAGCAGAUUUAUUUAGCAGACACGCUUUUGAGUUCUGUCUUGUCUUUUCCCCAGAUCUUUUCUUUAAAGGACAGAUGGUUGUCAUUGCGAAGUGUUUUGAUGAGUUUCUCAUUAAGGUGGUAUUUUAUAUUGGGCCAAAGUUCCCUGUUCAGUAUAAAUUUGGUAACCAGUUGUGCGUAUAUGUUGAAUAUUUAAUUUUCAAAAAUUUAAUUGGUUUUCAUUUAUAAUAGAGAACAGUUUUAUCUUCAAAUGCAAUUAUUCCAUCAUCUUUCCAGAGAUAGUGAAUAUAUUUUUUACCUAGAAAUUUUCUUGGAAAUGCAUGCUAACAAUGACUUGAAAUACUGAACCUGGACAGUGGAAUAAAAUUAUAAAAAAUGCAAGUAUCUGGUUAAUUAGUAGUUGGCUGUGAUUUAAUUAAAUGGAGAGUCUUAAAUGCGAUUAAUGUGGAAAGGAAUCCUCAAAUACAGCCCUUUUACCAGGGCAGGAAUUGUGUGAUCCAUUUCCCAGCUUUAGUUUUUCCCAAGAAGCAGGUGAGAAGCCAGCCUUGGAGGAGAGACCAAGUUGUGAAGGAUUCACACACAGUUGUCCUUCAUCCCAACUCUUCUCUCAGCGGAAAAGCAUCUGGACAGACGACCCCAGAGCUGCUGACUUGUUACCACAGAGACCAAAGCAGAGCUACUUCAGAACUGGGUUUGUUCACUGUAGGUUUCCUCUACUUAGCAUGCUUUUCAGAUAUUAUGUUUAUUUUAUAGAGUCAACCUCAGUGAAUUUUGCUUUCUCGGUAUAUUCAAGCACACUAGCUUAUGCUUGUACAAAUACAUGUAGAUGCAUAAAUCCUCAGCUUCUUGGAUUAUUUGAUAGAUUUAGUUUCUAGUAUCAUGUUGCUGGUCUUUUAAUCCAAAGAAAGGGUUGAGUCUUAGUAAGACUAACUGAUUUCCCCAUGCCUUGGUCUGUGCCUUUGUUUUUAAUACUGCAAUUUUACUUCUUCUUUCAUAUAUUCGUUGUUUUGCUUUCUUGCUUGACUGUACUUAAAAGCAUUUCAAGGGAUACAUCCACGGUUAAUUUUAUCAAGUUGAAUUAAUUAAGAUCAUUCUCUCCUUAUGAGACUUCUGUACGUUAUUUCAUUUUAUUCAGUUAUCCUCCUCACCGUAACCAAUGAACUGUUCAGACUCAGAUUUUUUUGUUUGUUUUUCUUUGACAAGAAUUUCCAAGAACUGUGACACUGAUUGUGAUGUGAUUUUGUUGGGUUUUUCAGGUACAUAUGCAUGAUUUAGAUUUUGAAACUCACUUCUAUCUUUAUGUAUUUCAAAUGUGUUUGCUUUCUACACUUCACGGGUUUUAUUCAGGGUUUCAUUCUUUAAAAACGUAUUCAUUUAGUCGCUUUCAAGUAUCCCUUCAAUUGCCAGUGUUAAUAUGACUUAAAAUCACUGUUAAAUGUAAAUUAACCAAGUAUGCUGUGAGUGGUGGUUUCCCCAGGCUUUUCUGUGGCGCAUGGCUGGUGUAUUUUUACCUUUGCAUAAGUAUUUAUUCUGAUACACACUUUGCCAGUUUCUUUAAACACUUAAGUUUAGACUGUGAUAUUCAGUGCACUGCUUACUCCUUUUUCUCUUUUUUCAUUGGGUAUUUUGAUGGAAGCAUUAGAUACAUUUAUGCAAUGAUAAAAAUAGCAAAAACAAAAAAAAAAAACAAAAAAGAGGGAGAAAGCAGUUUCGAUGCUGCUCUCAUUCUAAAUUUAAAAGAUGGGACAAAGUGAAAGACGUCCAUGUUUUCCAAGGAACACGUGUGAAAUCCAAAGAAGCAUCCCUGCCUUCGCCUAAACUCCCAGCGUUUCCCUUCUCCGACCACUCUGAGAGCACGCAGACCCUCACGCGUCUGCCGGGCAAGGAUCAGUGUCACCCCAGGACCCAGGGGAAACGUCCAGCCAGUCCAGGCCGCCAAGUAGAGCAGUCGGUCUGCACACGUCAAGUUGCGGCGAGUAUUACUGAGGAACUGUCCAUUUUCUGAAGCUUAAGUGGAAAGCUUUCAUUCCUAUUGCAAGCUAAGUUUUGAACGUGUGUUAUCUCGUACCCUAGCCCACCUACAGUAUCAUCCUCUCUUGGGCGUUGCAGCUUUUGUUUUCUCUUUGGCGCCCAGUCCUGGGUCGUGUCUCAAAUAUCCUAGGCAAAUGACGCAUGGGAACGUUCUCUUCCAUAUGAUCCGUUGUAUGGUGUAUAUUCUAUUAUAUUCACGUAGCGUGCACAUUGAACAUAGACUUCAUCACAGAAGGAGUUUCCACAGAAUCCCCCCACAUUUUACCACACCCACCCCAGUGACCCACUGGAAAAAAUGUGUGUGCCCAAAACACUGUGAAACAGUUACCAAAAUUUAUAGAAAUGCAGUAUCCUGACUCUGAAAAGGUGACUUUUCUUUUUUACAAGUCCUUAUGAACAAAAGAUCCUCUAUCCCUACUUAGUCAAGGCAUCUGUAAUCUCCUUGCUGACAGGAAGCUGCUGGAGUGACAUAUGGUUUACGUGGUCUCAGAAAUACAAGGAAUGCUCUUAAUAAUGCUGAUUUUUAGACUCAGUGGAUCUGUAUCCACAGUUUUAGUGGGCUCUCUUUUGGAAGGAGAAAGAAUUUUGAGUUAACAAUAUCCAAUUUCAUUAUAGUUAAUGAGUUAUAAAUUUACAAAUAUUUUAUACAUCUGACAUAUGAAAACUUUGUAAAAUGCACAAGUGCAAUAACUUAAAGAGAUCUUAACUUUGCAUUUAUAAAUUAUAAAUAUUGUACAUGUGUGUAAUUUUUUCAUGUAUUCAUUUGCAGUCUUUGUAUUUAAAAGAAAUCUUUUCUGUUAUGUUUGUAUAAUAUAACAAUAAUCAUUUAUGAUAAACUAGGCAAGUUGUAAAUAAAUUCAUAAUUCAAACAGCCAGUGUAUAUGCAUAUACAGGUGUUACAUUGCAAAAUCUUUGUUUUACCUACAAGCUUAGAGCGGCUAGAAACCUUUGUCGAUAUGUAACUAUACAUUUAAAGUAUAUAUAUAUGUAUGAUACAUGAAAUAUAUGUAGAGAUGUUCAUAAUUUUAAUGGCUCUCCUUCGUUGUGAAUAAUUGAAUACAGAAUUUUUAAAAUACCACCUUUCACGUUUAUUGUUUGUUCUCACGUAUGGGGAAGGUCAGAGACAUUUUGUGCAUUGAGGAUGAGGUGCAAGGCUUCCUAAAGCUCAUAUGCAAACACCCCAGGCCUUGUUUGCAGAGGAGACAUCAAGUUCACAUUGGAGCAACUUGGUGCAUUUGCUUCAACCAUUUUCUAGCAGCAAGGAUGAGGCAACAUAAAACGUUACAUUUUUACAAGACAAUUUAUUAACCCCAUUGUAUAAUCUUAAAUGUUGGAAGACUGUUCCGGGAAAGUGUAGUCUUUCAGAAAGACAGUUUCAGAUUACAGAACUCCUGACCCUGAGUGCCCAGUGCCAAGGCUGGUUCCUGAAUCAGACCCCUGCCGGCGGAGUUCCCAGGAGCAGUCCAAGUUCGCGUGGCUAAGAGCGGGAAGGACUCCAUAGGGCGGGCAUGUUUCCGAGUAAGUGGUGGGAUUCUUUCUGCUAGUAAAGAAAAUGUUCUUGGCUAAAUUCUCAUAAUCUUUAAACCCCGAUGAGUAUCCUCCUGGCUUCAUCUUUAAACUCUGCUUAAAGAAAUUGUGUUUAUUUGGCUCUUUCUGCUUGCCAUCAAGUGAGCAGGCAAAUGAUAAAUACUUAAGACCAGAAAGUUAAAGUUGAAUUGUAUCCCAAGACCCUCUUUAACUAAAAUUAUACUAAUAUACUAACUAAAGACAUACCUUUGGGAGUAAAUGAAAUAAAUGUUUCGUGGAAUAAAGACCUGUUGCUUUGUUGAACGUGUGUGUCCACAGCCUUGUUAAUGAGAGGAACACAGAAAGGCCCACAAACACGCCGCCCCCUCGGACUCCUGCGGACACCGUGCUGUCUGCGUGCACGGCGCCGUGCACGUUGUAGACAGGAUUUUUGUUCAAUAUCUGUUUCCUGUGAAAUUGUAUCAGAUGUUUGCUGUGUGAAAAAUAAA
Dama dama (fallow deer) is the source of this 9788-nucleotide messenger RNA. It is a transcript of the gene PDE10A, whose product is annotated as phosphodiesterase 10A. Gene Ontology annotation, biological process: negative regulation of receptor guanylyl cyclase signaling pathway; signal transduction. NCBI's taxonomy places the organism in Eukaryota, Metazoa, Chordata, Mammalia, Artiodactyla, Cervidae. Gene Ontology annotation, molecular function: protein binding; 3',5'-cGMP-stimulated cyclic-nucleotide phosphodiesterase activity. The record is from RefSeq and is a predicted model, not a curated record. Bases 1 to 3201 code for a protein of 1066 amino acids. The transcript is spliced from 22 exons.